UGAAUACGGUCAAUAAGAAGGCUCUGAGAGAAAGACAGGGGAAGUUGGGGGUGAAGUAUUUGAGGUAGGCGCACCAACAUCUUGGUACGCCAUUCUAUGUGGAACUGCCAAUUCCUAUCCAAGUUGGUGAGCGUUGGCACAUUUGGAGCCAAGGGCGGAUUAUGCGCGCUUUGGUGGAGCGGAAUGUUCUCCCAAGCAGCCCCAAGCGCCGCCGAGCCUUGGUUAGGGCCGAUUCCCGAUUAUACCAGCGGCGCCCUCUUGUGUAGAGUCUUGAGGUCAACAGUAUUACGCGUUCGUCUCGCUGUUAAAGGUAAUAGCGACUGCGCGCUACGAGCACAACCUCGCUGAAUGAGUUGCUGUGGUCGUCCCAAGAUUCGUGCGAAGGCAGUCGACUGGCUGACAGCGGAAAAAACAAGAUAACGCGUGAAACAAUGACAAGAAAUGAAGAGACCAAGAGAAACCCAUAAUCUACCGAGAGACUAGAUCAU
Messenger RNA from Dothidotthia symphoricarpi CBS 119687, 488 nucleotides. RefSeq lists its product as uncharacterized. The transcript has a single exon. The coding region runs from base 97 to 348 and encodes 83 amino acids. Lineage: Eukaryota; Fungi; Ascomycota; Dothideomycetes; Pleosporales; Dothidotthiaceae. The record is from RefSeq and is a predicted model, not a curated record.